UUGAGUUUACAAAACGCAUCCGGAUAGUCUUCUCUCAUUUCGUGCAGGAACGAGCAAGAGGGUGUCGCAUGGCCUACUUCUUCUGUCCAACGAGGUUCGGUCGGCGACGGCGCAAGCAAAAAGCCCAGCAGGUUGCGUUCCAGGGAGGAAACUUUGAAGAACCGCAGUAUGCUCCAGAGGUUACCCACCACUACCCACCCGGUUGCUACUCCGUUAUUCUUCAAGAUUUUAAUGCGUACGUCGCCGACGAGUUGACCGUUCGCGAGGGCGGCAUCGUUCAGAUGCUCUACAGAGAGAACGACUGGGCGUUCGUCGCCAACUUGGACGGCGAGGAGGGAUACGUGCCUUUCUCUUUCUGCGCAGAGAAUCACCACCCUCCCAGAUCGAACAGUUUUCGCUCGCAGUCGUCGGGAGGUUCACGCGAGCCAAGCGAACAAUUAGGGAGAGACUCUAGAACGAGCUCAGAACUCGCGCCGAAGCGAAUCGAACACAGCAGCUCGAUGUCGACCGGUAGCAAUCACACACAACAACAAUCCUCACCGACAACUAUUAAAGCGUCGAUGCAGUCUCUACGCGCGACGCCGGAACGAAUCGAUGUGCGCAAAGCGCUAAAGAGUUCGACUCGAAUCGUAACUGUCGACCGUUUGGGAGAUGCAGGCUCACCUCCGACUUCUGAUCGAGAAGAUGGCGGAGCCCCGCCCCAGGGUAAUAUUACGACUGCUGCACGACGUCAAACAACACAGCCUUUCUCACGGCAUGGUAACGAGAGCACUCCAGUUGGUGAUCAUCAUACCACCUACACGGAAGUGCAUGUCUGCCCUAAAAUCAACAAUGAAGUUCCGUCGCCCUCUGCAGAUUCCCAAGCCGUGCCGUUUGUGAGAAAGCCAUCCGGCUUGUAUCUCGUUCUGUACGACUUCAGAGAGUGCGGAGAGGAUGAGAUACCAAUCGGAAGAGGAGAAAUCAUCACUAUGCUCAACGACGACGAUUCCGAUUGGGCGUGGGUAGCAAAACAGGACGACACACAAGGGUUCGUACCGAGAAACUUUCUUUGUGCAAUAGGACAACCCGCCGUAUCAGAGCAACCAGAGCAAUCAAACAAAAGAACUGCAGCUAGACAGAAUCACGUGUCCAAUGGUAUAAAAGCUAAGCAACGUCUAGUUGUGCUCUAUGACUUCCAAGCACAAUCUGUCGAUCAACUGACGGUCUUCAGAGGAGAUGUGGUUGUCUUAUCGAGAGAUCAGUGUGCUGGGUACCGGCAUGCGGAUGAUUGGAUCUGGGUUUACUCUCCUGACGCAAAUCGUUCUGGUUUUAUUCCUGCUAACUUUGCUAUGCCUCCAGCAUCACAGUAAAAGGUGCUUACAAGAUUGGUGACUGUUGGUCACCUUGGGGGAUAUUCCUAUGGCAGCAUAUAUAGGACUGUCAUGUCAUGCCUUCAGUUGUCCAUGAACACUAAUUUGCAGCAUGUGGGAAGAGCUGCUAGAGCAGACAGUUAGAAGCAAACGGACAGUGAAACUGUAAAUUCCACUGAUUUAGAGCUACUCUGUAUGUUAGACUUGAAAUAGAGUACAGUAUCGAUAUUUAUUCAGAAUCUGAAAAUAAUCAAUACUAAUGUGCUAUGCCAAAUUUCAA
Molecule: messenger RNA, 1629 nt
Organism: Corticium candelabrum
Lineage: Eukaryota; Metazoa; Porifera; Homoscleromorpha; Homosclerophorida; Plakinidae
Product: SH3 domain-containing protein Dlish-like
Exons: 1
Coding region: 69-1349 (426 amino acids)
Molecular function (GO): protein binding
Source: RefSeq, a predicted model, not a curated record